AUGAAUGGAACUCGACCAGUUGCGAAGUAUUCAAAGGACAAUAACAACACAGCACAGUUGGCUAAUGAGUUCAACAACUUUUACAUGGCAAUUUCGUCACCCAAAAUUAGCCAAAUUGGAAACUACAGAAUUACAAAAGAAAUUGGUGAAGGUGCAUUUGGAAAAGUGUAUCUUGCGACCCACAUACUACUAAAUGUUAAUGUAGUAUUGAAAUGUGGACUAAUUGAUGAUCCUAAUAUUGUAAGGGAGAUUUAUUAUCAUAAGCAAUUGAAGCAUAAGAAUAUUGUUAGUCUUUACGAAGUCAUUAAAACUGAAAAUCAUUUAUGGAUUGCAAUGGAAUAUUGCGAAGGUGGUGAAUUGUACUAUUUGGUUUACGAAAAGAGGCGAUUGGAAUUGAACGAGUGUCGUCAUAUUUUCUUUCAGAUAAUGCUUGGUGUACAAUUUGUACAUUCCAUGAAUUUGAGUCAUCGUGACUUGAAGUUGGAGAAUAUUCUCUUGUCAGAUAAGAAAAAGAGUUGUGUUAAGUUGACCGAUUUUGGAUUCAUAAGAGAGUUUAACCCACAAUCUAGGAGGUUUUUAACAACAAUUUGUGGUACAACUGUGUAUAUGGCACCGGAAUUGUUAUCGGGACAGAAGUAUUCGGGGUUUGCAAUUGAUGUAUGGUCUUUAGGUAUAAUAUUGUACACUAUGCUUUAUGGGGUACUACCGUUUGAUGAUGAUGACGAAAUGAAGACUAAAUCAAAGAUUGUGAACGAGGAUCCGACUUUUGCCGACUUUGUACCAGAAGAAGUGAAUCAGUUAAUUUUGAAAAUGUUGAAUAAAGACCCAACAAAGAGAAUAGGCGUUGGUGAGAUUUUAAAUUCAUCAUUCUUGAUUGACUCGUAUAACAAGCAUUUAGAAAAGACUCAGAAAAAGGUGAUUGGAGAUGGUGAGUCAAUCCUUUCGAUCAACCAACACUAUAAUUCUAUGAAGAGACCUUUCGACACGAGGAUAGAACGUGAAUUGAUUGGUAAAUUACAGAAAUUAAAUGUUGACAUUGACGAACUCCAAGCAAGCAUAUACGGCAAUGAAACGAAUUCGUUGACCGCUUUCUAUGAAUUAUUGUUGACUCGAGAAUUUUCAAAGAAAAAGAAACGAUAUAUUAGAGAUAAAAAAAGAAAAUACUUUGAAGCAAGAAACUCGUUGAGGAAAUCUCGUAAAAAGGUCAAGAGUGCCCUUUCCAUGUCAGAUCAGUUAUCAGGAUCCCAACCAUUGGAACGGAUAAUCUCAACUUUAAGCAUAACUUCAAACAAAAAUACCAGCAAAACUAAUUUGGCUCGAUUGUCAACGUACUCAAGAAAAUCAACCGACAAUUCCGACUUGCGCAACAACCUGCCAAGGUCGCCACAAAAUGCACAUUUCAAUAUUGACCGCGAUAAUUCCAUUCGAAACUCUGUGGGCGAACUGGGACGCACUGGCGUGACGGAACAGUUGCAAGCCAUCUCUCCUACAUCAACAAAAAUUGAUGCUCCCUUGCAUAGAAUAGUGUCAUUUGUCCCACAAGAGAGAAGACCAUCUGAUACAGCAUCUACUGGAGAGUCAGUGAAGAAGCCAAAUAAGAGUGGGAAAAUCCUAAAUAAGUUGCAAUUUUGGAAAAAGGACAAAAACGAUGGGGAUAAAGAAGAUUCUACUUCAGUUGCGAGUAAGAUGUCAGAAAAGUAUGAAAAUGAUACCGGUAGUGGUAACCUGGAGUUGCAAUUGCAGCAAAGCCCACAAAGAUUCCAACACAGUCAAACGUCUUUUGAAGUGGGAGGUUUUGAACAAACGCCGGCAACUACUGGGUCCGAUAUCAGACCAAACGAAACUGGCUUGGAUCCAGCUCUUGAUGUACAAGCAUCAGGAUCUAAUCAUUUAACUCCAACUUCUGGUGAAGGUAGAGGCUUAACUAGGACGAGACCUUCAUCGAUGAUUUCCCAAAUUAGUCAAAUUAGCAGGUUGAGUCAGUUAUCAACAAUGUUGUCGGAAUCAGAGCUAGACAUAUUAGAUGAGACAGACACAUUGGACGAUGAUGAUGACGAAGAUGAUGCGUAUGAUUCAAGUAUCAGUAUGUCUCAAGAUGGAAGAUCCUCCACUGGAGUGGUUAUUGGAAGUAGUCGAAUUCCAACCAAAAAGAGACCUAGCUAUAGAAGAGGCAUGUCUUCGGAUCAAUCGAUCCAAUCAGUGUCGACGACUGGUGGUCAAUCCACUGUGAAAAAGAAACUGUCCAUGUCAAGAGUCACGAGUAACUCGUCCGAUGAUACGCCCAGUGAAUCCAAGUAUGGCGAUGAAGUGCCGCCAAUGAAUGGAGAAUCCAAUAAUGCGCAUUCUCAAUUCAUGGUUAAAAGCAAACCCUCGAGUCUUGUCACGCCAACUCCAGUUUUACACAGCAACUCAAUCCACCCCAAUUUCAACACCAAUGAAAUAAAAAGAAUGCAGGGGUACCGAUCCCAUUCACCACCAUUCAAUUUUAAAUCGAAAUCAACACCAAGAAAUGAGAAAACGAGUAGGAAGUUGUUUUCACCUAAUUUCAAGAAUAACAAUGUUCCUCAUAAUUAUCAAGAUACAAAACAAGUUAAUGACUGGUUGAGUAAUCCGUUGAAUAACAAUACAGGAUCUCAUGGGUAUGCUAAUAAAACCAUGUAUGGGCCAAUCAUUGAUGAGGAGGAUGAAGAUGAUGUGUAG
This is a messenger RNA of Lodderomyces parapsilosis, 2700 nucleotides long. RefSeq names its product non-specific serine/threonine protein kinase. Gene Ontology annotation, biological process: protein phosphorylation; intracellular signal transduction. Gene Ontology annotation, cellular component: cytoplasm. Lineage: Eukaryota; Fungi; Ascomycota; Pichiomycetes; Serinales; Debaryomycetaceae. Bases 1 to 2700 code for a protein of 899 amino acids. Gene Ontology annotation, molecular function: ATP binding; protein serine/threonine kinase activity. The transcript has a single exon. The record is from RefSeq and is a predicted model, not a curated record.